CUCUCCAUUAUAUUCUUUUACAGUGAGGAUGUAGCCCUCUCAUCUCAUUUCUACCUUACCUUUGUCAUGCAUGAAGCGGCCACCACUUCCCUCCUUCUCCCUUCCUGCAUAUGCCAUCACCCUAAAAGCUUAAAGGCUAAGAAUCUCUCUCUACCAACCAGACACAACCAUGACAAUUAUAAUAUAUAAGCCACUCAGGAGAGAAAUAAGACCCUUCCUUUUCCUUUCUCUCUCCUUUUCUCUAUCUCUCUUCCCUUCCCUUCCUCCUUUGUGCUCUCUGCAACUCCCUCCACCACUUCUUAAGCCCAUCAACCUUUUGACAAAAGAGAAAUAGAUCGCCAAGGAAGAAGGUGUGGUGGAGGAACGGAGUGCAACCAUGGUUUUCCCAUCAGUUCCUGUGUUUCUUGAUCCACCUAAUUGGAACCAGCAACAGGCUCACCAGCAGGGAAACAGCGGCCGCGGUGGCGGUGAGGCUUCCCAGCUUCCACCAGGAUUGGCAGCGCCGCGCCCUGACGGUGGUAUGGCUGGCCUGAUGAGGCCUGGGUCGAUGGCGGACCGAGCACGGCUGGCAAAGAUACCGCAGCCGGAGCCCGGGCUCAAGUGCCCGCGUUGCGACUCCACAAACACCAAGUUCUGCUACUUCAACAACUACUCCUUGUCGCAACCGCGCCAUUUCUGCAAGACAUGCCGGCGUUACUGGACGCGAGGGGGGGCCCUCCGAAACGUCCCCGUCGGCGGCGGUUGCCGGCGCAACAAGAGGACCAAGUCCACCGCCGGUGGUAGCUCCUCGAAGUCCUCGAAUACCACCACCCAGACCGGUGCCUCCUCCUCGUCUUCCACGGCCACGUCGUCGGGCGUAGGUGGUGCAAUCGCAUCCACCACGCUGCUCGCUUCGCAGCUGCCGUUCAUGGCCUCGUUGCACCCGCUUCCCGACUUCGCAGCGACCAACUUUGGUGUGAGCUUCUCAGGCAUCCAACCCGUGGAAACGUUGGACUACCAGCUGGGUGGCAGCGGCAGCAGCGCCCCAGGCGGCGGCGUCGGGAUGGAGAACCUGAGGCUUCAGCAAAUGCAGCAGUUUUCUCUGAUAGGCGGACUGGACCUCCCACAGCCGCCGGCACCUGCGCCAACACCGGCUUCCGGGCUAUUCUCUUUCGUCGGUGAUGGUGGUGGGUUCAUCGGUGGUUCAUCGACAGGGCAAGCUCAAACAAAACCGACCAAUUCCGGACUCAUCACCCAACUGGCUUCGGUGAAGAUGGAUGACAGCCAACAGCUGCUUGGUUUUCCGAGACCGUAUCUUGGUGUUUCUCGCAACGACCAAUUCUGGAGCGGCGGAGGCAGCAGCAGUAGCACCGGAGGAUGGAUGACAGAUCUCUCCGGAUUCAACUCUUCAUCUAGCAACAUAUUCUAAUGCGAUGUCCUCUGCACUGAUGGUUCUAUAACGUGGAAGCUUAGUUUUUUUGCAAUGGCUUCAAGAAGACCUACUGGAGGAGGAAGAAGAUGAAGCAGUAGAGUACUAAAAACCGGUUUAACUUGUGAUAUGGUGGAUGGCAUGCAUCUGUUAGCAAAACCUCUGUAAAAGAAGCUCUAGCAAUGGUAGGUAGGUUUCUUGUUUCAGAUUAUUUGGAUUGGUGUUGUUCCUCAUGUUCUCUAAUUAAUGUGCUGUUGUAUCUUACACUCCGCUUAUAGAAUCUUAAUGCAUGAAGUGUUGAAGCUUUUCGAUC
Musa acuminata AAA Group (dessert banana) is the source of this 1721-nucleotide messenger RNA. RefSeq names its product dof zinc finger protein DOF5.1-like. The coding region runs from base 377 to 1408 and encodes 343 amino acids. Gene Ontology annotation, biological process: regulation of DNA-templated transcription. The transcript has 2 exons. The record is from RefSeq and is a predicted model, not a curated record. Lineage: Eukaryota; Viridiplantae; Streptophyta; Magnoliopsida; Zingiberales; Musaceae. Gene Ontology annotation, molecular function: DNA binding; DNA-binding transcription factor activity.